GGUGAAGCUGAAGCGGCGGAGAUACCGGGAGCGGAGCUGUCUGUAAGUGAGAGCGAACCACAGCAACACUUCGGGCGCUCUCCCUCAUCUCUCUGCGGUGAAUGGCGGUGGGAUGGAGCACGAGGGCAGCGGCGGCAGCGAGGGGUCGGCCAGGCUCCUGCAGCAGAUCCUCAGCCUGAAGCUCGUUCCGCGAGUGGGCAACGGGACCCUGUGUCCGAACUCCACUUCUCUCUGCUCCUUCCCAGAGAUGUGGUACGGUGUGUUCCUGUGGGCACUGGUGUCCUCUCUUUUCUUUCAUGUCCCUGCUGGAUUACUGGCCCUCUUCACCCUCAGACAUCACAAAUAUGGUAGGUUCAUGUCUGUAAGCAUCCUGUUGAUGGGCAUCGUGGGACCAAUUACUGCUGGAAUCUUGACAAGUGCAGCAAUUGCUGGAGUGUACCGAGCAGCAGGCAAAGAAAUGAUACCAUUUGAAGCCCUCACCUUGGGCACUGGGCAGACGUUUUGUGUAGUGGUAGUCUCCUUUUUACGGAUUUUAGCUACUCUAUAGCAUACACCCUUAUGCUAUGACAUUGAACCUAAGUUUUAUGGAAUCCUCAAAAAGAAUAUAAUAUGAAAGGUAGUGUUUUCUUAGUUCUUCAAAUGGAAGCAACUUGGAUGAAGAAGUAUGUGAAGCACAGCAUCUCAGCCUUUUCUUCAAUUUGAAGCUCCAGAAAUUGAAGCUCUUUUUGGACUCCUGUUGUUCUCAACCAAAACAAAUCAAGUUUCAUUUUGUUUUGUUUUUAUAUUUAAUUUAAGCAGUUUUACAGGUGCACCUUUACCCAAAACCAGGUCAACGGUGCUUCUGGGUUUGUAGUCUUCGCACUGUAAUUUAACAAUAUUCUGUGAGAAAAUGCAACAUUGCAUAUUUCAGAAGAGCUACAGAAAAUAUUGGUUUGUUUCUGAGCAGAGGAUACUAUACUAAAAUACUUACUUGAUCUAAUCAUGAUUUAAAUUUGGCAGACUCUUCUUUUGCUACAUCUUCAUGUAAGUGCCAAAUAGAUUUUGGUUGACUAAAGUUUUGUGAGCAAAUUUGGUGAAAUAAAACGGGGGGAAAAAUUAUCUAUAUACACACACACACACACGAAAAACACAAGUAGUAGCUUUGAUUCCACUGUUGUUUUUUAAAAAGGAAAUAACUACUGAACGAUGUGACAUUUCAUGGAUAACUAUCUUGACCUCUGAUUAUUUAAUAUAUUUUAAGAGAUGUGAAUUUGUUAUUUUAUGCAUUUUAUCAAAAUAAGCUAGUUAAUUGAGACUUUUUUUCAGAAUUCUAGUACUACCUUUUCCUAUCACUUUUAUUCUAUUAAUUUUAUUUGGUUUCAUUGGAAACAUACCCUAUUAAGUAACUCGAGUUGAAAAUUUUAAGCCAGAUGGGUUAGGAUAGCUCUUGACAUUAAGGCACAUAAAAAAGUUACUUGAAACAUUGUUACAGUUUUUCUUAGUGACUUUGGUUUAUUACUGGCUCUUGAAAAAUUGUACAAGUAUAGCUUAAAGUAGCAUUAGGAUUAUUGAUUUCUUAGUUUUAAUACCUACUUAGUCUUCUUAGUUACUUAAUGGUGGGUCUUCAGCCCACUUUUACAGUAUUGGAUGUCACUCCCAAAAGUGCCUAACGUUUAAUUUUUAGAUAUGCCUUCUACUGUGUCCUUUACAUUUUCCUUUAUGAGAAUUUAUGUCCUUAAAGAGAAUUAUAUAUUGAGUUUUUUAAAACCCAAUUUUAGCUAUUUAAAAAUUUCUUCUACUACCUGACUUUCAUUUUCAGUAAAAGGCCUGAAAACUGUGAUCUUCAAAACAGAAAGGAUUGCAAAAAUUAAAUACCUAACUUGAUCCUUUCUACUAAAACUGUUUUGUAUGGAAUACAAUCAAUGUUGUUGUUAUCUGUUUUCAAAAUAGCUUCUGGUAAUUAAGUCUGACAUUUUUAAAGGAAAGUUUUCAUUGUGAGAGUAAGGCUCACAACCCAUGAGGUCAUGUACGCAUGAAUGUGUCUGUUCCACUUAAGAAAGUGGAAUAUGUAUUCUGGUUUCUGAUUAAAAAUAGCUGGGAGGACCAAUGUAUUAGGGUUGGUCAAAGAGGAAAAUUACAAAGGGAUCACAAAAAUUACCUAGACAUUUUAUUUUAACUAAUAGGCCAUUUGACCACUUACCAAAAUUAUAGUGACGUAUACUCAGACUAGGUAGAAAAUUACAGGUAGAAUUGGAAUGCAGGCACAUGACAAAGGUCCUAAUAGGAUUACUCUUCAAUGAGCAAAGUUUAAGUCUUUAGUUAAAGACUAUUUUUCAGUUGAAGGAGUUGUGAUUUUGAAAAGUAGCCCUUCAUUCUAAGAAAUUUGGGAUGUUAUAUCCUUAUUAUAAAAAUUAUUUUAAUCAUCUCUAUCGAAAGACACCUCUUAACAUUCUCACCUAAAACAUUCUUUUGGAUAGAAUUAACAAGUGGACCAGUGAUUGAUGAGCCCCUCCCUCUAAAAACUAAUGUUUGAACAUAUUGAUCUAUAAUUUAAAUGUUUGGUUAUUUUUCUUUUAGAGCCAAGACACAAAAAUUAAUGUAUUUUGAAAGAUGUCAUCUGUUUCCAGCUCAUGUGUUUGCUAUAUUUUGAUUAUCCACUCUUCAAAACUGUCAUGUCAUAUAUAAAAUAUAUCUUCAAAUUGAA
Messenger RNA from Molossus molossus (Pallas's mastiff bat), 2683 nucleotides. RefSeq names its product transmembrane protein 170A (gene TMEM170A). NCBI's taxonomy places the organism in Eukaryota, Metazoa, Chordata, Mammalia, Chiroptera, Molossidae. The transcript has 3 exons. The coding region runs from base 113 to 547 and encodes 144 amino acids. Gene Ontology annotation, biological process: endoplasmic reticulum tubular network organization. The record is from RefSeq and is a predicted model, not a curated record. Gene Ontology annotation, cellular component: endoplasmic reticulum membrane.